Paramuricea clavata is the source of this 1530-nucleotide messenger RNA. Lineage: Eukaryota; Metazoa; Cnidaria; Anthozoa; Malacalcyonacea; Plexauridae. The record is from the annotation of a GenBank genome assembly.
GACAAGGUUUCUCACUCUGAGGACAAGGUUUCUCGCCCUGAGGGCAAGGUUCUUUUCUCUGAGGACAAGGUUCUUCACUCUGAGGACAAGGUUCCUCACACUGAGGACAAGGUUCAUCACUCUGAGGACAAGGUACCUCACUCUGAGGAGAAGGUUCCUCAGUUUGAGGCCAAGUUACUUCACCAUGAGGACGAGGUUCUUUACUCUCAGAACAAGGUUCCUCACACUGAGGACAAGGUUUUUCUCUCUGAGGACAAGUUUCCUCACUCUGAGGACAAGGUUUCUCACUCUGAGGACAAGGUUUCUCACCCUGAGGGCAAGGUUCUUUACUCUGAGGACAAGGUUCUUCACUCUGAGGACAAGGUUCCUCACACUGAGGACAAGGUUCUUCACUCUGAGGACAAGGUACCUCACUCUGAGGAGAAGGUUCCUCACUUUGAGGCCAAGUUACUUCACCAUGAGGACGAGGUUCUUUACUCUCAGAACAAGGUUCCUCACACUGAGUACAAGGUUUUUCUCUCUGAGGACAAGUUUCCUCACUCUGAGGACAAGGUUUCUCACUCUGAGGACAAGGUUUCUCACCCUGAGGGCAAGGUUCUUUACUCUGAGGACAAGGUUCUUCACUCUGAGGACAAGGUUCCUCACACUGAGGACAAGGUUCUUCACUCUGAGGACAAGGUACCUCACUCUGAGGAGAAGGUUCCUCACUUUGAGGCCAAGUUACUUCACCAUGAGGACGAGGUUCUUUACUCUCAGAACAAGGUUCCUCACACUGAGUACAAGGUUUUUCUCUCUGAGGACAAGUUUCCUCACUCUGAGGACAAGGUUUCUCACUCUGAGGACAAGGUUUCUCACCCUGAGGGCAAGGUUCUUUACUCUGAGGACAAGGUUCUUCACUCUGAGGACAAGGUUCCUCACACUGAGGACAAGGUUCUUCACUCUGAGGACAAGGUACCUCACUCUGAGGAGAAGGUUCCUCACUUUGAGGCCAAGUUACUUCACCAUGAGGACGAGGUUCUUUACUCUCAGAACAAGGUUCCUCACACUGAGUACAAGGUUUUUCUCUCUGAGGACAAGUUUCCUCACUCUGAGGACAAGGUUUCUCACUCUGAGGACAAGGUUUCUCACCCUGAGGGCAAGGUUCUUUACUCUGAGGACAAGGUUCUUCACUCUGAGGACAAGGUUCCUCACACUGAGGACAAGGUUCUUCACUCUGAGGACAAGGUACCUCACUCUGAGGAGAAGGUUCCUCACUUUGAGGCCAAGUUACUUCACCAUGAGGACGAGGUUCUUUACUCUCAGAACAAGGUUCCUCACACUGAGUACAAGGUUUUUCUCUCUGAGGACAAGGUUCUUCACUCUGAGGACAAGGAUCCUCACAAAGAGGACAAGGUUCCUCACCUUAAGGACAAGGUUCUUCUUUCUAAUGACAAGGUUCUUCACUCUGAGGAGAAGGUUCCUCACACUGAGGACAAGGUUCUUCACUCUGAGGACAACGUUCCUCACACUGAGGACAAGGCUAUUCUCUGA